This is a messenger RNA of Selaginella moellendorffii, 2786 nucleotides long. Its product is annotated as pre-mRNA-processing protein 40A. The transcript has 26 exons. Lineage: Eukaryota; Viridiplantae; Streptophyta; Lycopodiopsida; Selaginellales; Selaginellaceae. Gene Ontology annotation, cellular component: U2-type prespliceosome; U1 snRNP. Gene Ontology annotation, biological process: mRNA cis splicing, via spliceosome. Gene Ontology annotation, molecular function: protein binding; RNA binding. The coding region runs from base 176 to 2665 and encodes 829 amino acids. The record is from RefSeq and is a predicted model, not a curated record.
AGAUCAGUCGCGCGAAGAGGAGCAUGAUCGGCGUAGGCGCUGGGCAGCUGGGGCGGGCGCUAUGAAUCUCCAGGUGUGUAUUGCGACUCGCGCCGCGCCUAGAGAUCUCUCUCUGGAGCUUAGGUUUCCGUCCGCGUCCUUGGAUUGCUUGCAGCCAAUGCUGUGAGCCGAGAAGAUGAGCAACGUCCCGCCCCCCAUGUCUUCGCAAGCUGCCUAUCCUCCCCCAAUGCAAAUGCGUCCCAAUCAGGCCUCUGGUCCUUUCGCUCAGCCACAGAGACCUCCUCAAGGACCUCCUGGAAUGUAUGGAUCUGCCGUUCCCUUUCCUCAACAAGGCAAUGCGUAUCCAGGCUCUUAUCAGGUCGGGAAUCCGGGUCAGCUUCUUCAGUCUUAUCCAGUAAACGCAGGACAAACUAACAAUGGUAUGGCACAAGGUCUGCAUUCGGGCGUACCACCUCCAGGAUCCAGAGCUUCUGAAUGGCAGGAGCAUUUUUCUCCUGACGGGAGAAGGUAUUAUUACAAUAAGCGGACUAAGCAGUCGAGCUGGGAAAAGCCAGACGAGUUGAUGACUCCGACCGAGCGAGCUGAUGCUUCAACUGUUUGGAAAGAGUUCGUGACUGCUGAUAGCAGAAAAUAUUAUUACAACAAGUUGACGAGGCAGUCUACAUGGACAAUGCCCGAGGAAAUGAGAGUAGCUCGCGAGCAGGCGGAUAGGGGGUAUAUGGGAGUCGCUAAGAUGGAAACUGCUCCCGGUAUAUCGGCACCGUCACCUUUACUUUCUUCUCCUCUUCCUUCUUCUCCUGUUGUAGCUCCUGUAGCUCAGACCCUCACCCCUGCCGCUACAGGAACCCCGUCUCCAGCGCCUCUUGCAGGGUCUGGCGCUGACGUUGCUGAGGCUACCGAGGAGACACAACAGACACAACAGGAUCUGGAGGAAGCAAAAAAAUCGUUACCAUCGAUUGGUAAGAUCAAUAUUGCUCCAGUUUCAGAGGGAAAGUCAUUUUCCACGGAGGAGCCUUUGAUUUCUUAUGCGACAAAAAAUGAGGCAAAAAGCGCCUUUAAAGAACUUUUGGAAGCCAUGCACGUUCAAUCCGAUUGGACGUGGGAUCAGGCUAUGCGCGUAAUUAUAAAUGACAAACGGUAUGGUGCCUUGAAAUCUUUAGGUGAACGCAAGCAAGCUUUCAACGAGUAUCUUGCGCAAAGAAAAAAGUUGGAUCUUGAAGAAAAGCGUUUAAAACAAAAGAAAGCACGUGAAGAUUUUAUAAAGAUGUUGGAAGAAUCCAAGGAGUUGACAUCAGCCAUGCGUUGGAGCAAGGUCGUAUCUCUUUUUGAAAGUGACCCACGUUUUCAUGCCGUGGAUAAAGAGCGAGAGCGUGAAGAUCUUUUUGACGACUAUUUGCUGGACCUGGAGCGCAAAGAGCGAGACAAGGCUCGGGAGGAGAAAAAGAAAAGUCGCGCGGACUUCAGAAGUUACCUCGAGUCCUGUGAUUUUAUUAAGGUAAAUUCCCAUUGGAGGAAAAUUCAGGAUAAACUCGAUGACGACGAGCGCUGGAGCCGAUUAGAUAAAAUGGACCGCUUAGAAGUCUUUCAGGAAUAUAUUCGUGAUUUGGAAAAGGAAGAGGAAGAAGAAAAGAAAAUGCAAAAGGAACAAAUACGCCGGAAAGAGCGUAAGAAUCGGGACGAGUUUAGAAGUCUCUUGGAAUCUCACAAAGCAGCAGGAAUAUUGGUUGCAAGGUGCCCAUGGCGAGACUACUUAGCUAAGAUCAAAGAGCAUCCUGCUUAUCAGGCAAUAUGUACUAAUCUGUCGGGUUCGACACCGAAGGAACUUUUUAUGGAUGUCCUGGAGGAGCUUGACAAGCUGUAUCUCGAAGACAAGGCCAAGAUCAAAGAAAUCAUGAAGGUCGGAAAGAUUACGGUGGUACCGACAACCACUUACGACGAUUUCAAGGCUGCACUAGCCGAGGCAGGUGACUUGACGGCGAUAUCUGAACUGCAUAUAAAGCUAGCUUUUGAAGACGCUCUCGAACGACUAAAGGAGAAAGAAGAAAAGGAGGCUAAGAAACGGCGACGCUUAGCUGAGGAGUUCUCUACUCUACUCCGAUCAAACAAGACAAUAACGGCUACAUCUAACUGGGAAGAGUCCAAACCGUUGCUACAGGAGACGGUGGAGUUUAGGGCUAUUGAUGACGAGGUGGUGCUGAGAAAGCUUUUCGAUGAGCACGUAGCUCAUUUGCAACAGAAACUCAAGGAAAAAGAUCGCAAGCGAGAGAAGGAGGAAAAGAAGGACAAAGAUAAAGACAGUAAAGACGACAAAGAUAAGGAGCGGAAGAAAGACAAGAGCAGCAAGAAGGAUCGUAACGAGGAUGGUGAACCAGCGCUCAGUAAAGAAGAAAAGAAGAAGGACAAGGACAGGGACCGUGACAAAGAAAAAAGGCACAGAAGGCGUCACAGGAGCGCAAGCAGCGACGAUGGAUCCGACAGAGAUGACAGGGACGAGGCUAGGAAAUCCCGGAAGCAUGGACACGAGCACAGACGAUCUUCAAGGAGGCAUGGCCAUGACUCUGAUUCUGAUGCCGAGGCCAAGCCGAAACGGCAAAAGCGGGAGCGGCGGAGCACCGAGGAACUGGAGGACGGGGAGGUCGGCGAAGACGGCGAGAUACGCAGCUAGGAUACCAUGUUUGUUAACUCCUCCCUUUCUCGCUUGUCCAUCUUUCUAGCUCUCUCCACCUCGCUAGUCCGGUGGCGUGAUUGUUUGGAGAACUCUUUAACUUACGUUCUUAGUUUCUAGA